Molecule: messenger RNA, 1260 nt
Organism: Neurospora hispaniola
Lineage: Eukaryota; Fungi; Ascomycota; Sordariomycetes; Sordariales; Sordariaceae
Exons: 2
Coding region: 1-1260 (419 amino acids)
Cellular component (GO): cytoplasm
Molecular function (GO): exopolyphosphatase activity
Source: RefSeq, a predicted model, not a curated record
AUGGCGCCCGCAGCCCGUGUCUCCCUCAACAAGUUCCUUAUAACAGCUCGCAAGGCGCUUCUCGCACCGUCAGCGCAGCGUCCAAACCCUUUGGUAUUUGUCAUAGGAAACGAAUCAGCAGACCUCGACUCCCUCUGCUCCUCAAUCCUCCUCGCCUACUUCUGCACCUACCGCACCACACCUCCGACCCUACACAUCCCGCUCUCCAACCUCCCGCAAGCCGACCUCGCCCUGCGACCCGAGCUUACCGCCGUGUUGAAGCCCGCUGGUCUACACACCAAUGACCUUAUCACCCUCGAUGGGCUACCCAGGGACGACAAUGUCACCCCCGAAAACACUCAAUGGCUACUAGUAGACCACAACAGCCUCACCGGCCCGCUCGCCGCGCGCGGGUUUGGGGGUCCAGAAAGGAUAAUAGGGUGCAUAGACCACCAUGAUGACGAGGGCGUUGUUCCCCCGACUGUAAAUCCGAGGAUAAUUGAGAAGAGCGGGAGUUGCAUGAGUCUGGUGGUGGAAUAUUGCAAGCCUGUUUGGGAGGAGCUAAGCCGACUUGAAAGUGAAGAGGGGACUACGAACAGCCGGGAAGAGUGGGAGUCGCAUUUGGCGCAUUUGGCGCUGGCGCCGAUACUGAUUGACACGACGAAUUUGACGAGCAAGGACAAGACGACGGGGUGGGAUACGGGGGCUGUGGAGUUUUUGGAAGGUCGUUUGACACAAUCGCAAAAGACAAGUGCCACCGGUGGAGGGCAAGGGUAUGACAGGACAGCCUACUUCAACCACAUCACCUCUCUCAAGGAAGAGAUUGCCGGGCUAAGCUACCGCGACAUUUUGCGCAAGGACUACAAGCGGUGGGAAGACGGCGGACUAGCGGUGGGCAUCUCCACAGUAGUCAGGGGACUCGAGUACCUCUUGACGGAAAUCGGAGACCAAAAAGAGUUCACCGAGGCGUUGCGGGCCUGGGCGAAAGAGCAGGAGCUGGACAUUGCGGCGGUCAUGACGGUGUCAAAUCCGGAUGGGAAGUUCACCAGAGAGCUGCUCAUCUGGGCUUUCAACGAGCGGGCGGCCAAAGUUGUAAAGCGGUUUGUGGAGAAGCAUGGGGAAGAGGGGUUGCAGCUUCAGACGUGGGGCGGUGGGAAGUUGGAUUCGGAUGAUGCAAAAGGCGAGUGGGUCAGGUGUUGGACGCAGGGACGGGUGGACAAGAGUAGGAAGCAGGUGGCGCCUAUGUUGAGGGAUGCGAUGAAGGAGGCGGCUAGGCUUUGA